GUUGAAAGAUGACUAUCAAUUAGAAAAAUUAUUAAUUUCAGAGGAUCAAAGCAAUAAACUUGGUGAGGAAAUUUUUGCUAAAGCAAAAGCUUCACUGAAAGACUAUUUAUUUGAAAUUGGUACUUCAACAUUUACAAAUCAAAUGAAUCUGAAAUUUGAAAAUACAUUUCAUAGUUUAUCAACACGUGAUGAAAAAGAACUUGACGUUGAUAAAGUAUUCAAAGAAUUAAUCAAACAUAUAGUGAUAAAACUAGGUUGUCAAGUGCCAGCACCAAAUGUAGUUAUUUUAGAGCCAGAAAAUAAUCCAUGUUCGGAUAAAGCAGUAUAUAAGGCUUGUGAGAUGUUUUUUGAUAAUGUUGGAAAGAAAACUAAUAGGCAUGGCAAAAUUGAUAUA
Messenger RNA from Dentiscutata erythropus, 394 nucleotides. Lineage: Eukaryota; Fungi; Glomeromycota; Glomeromycetes; Diversisporales; Gigasporaceae. The record is from the annotation of a GenBank genome assembly.